This is a messenger RNA of Venustampulla echinocandica, 3564 nucleotides long. RefSeq names its product 3-hydroxy-3-methylglutaryl coenzyme A reductase. The record is from RefSeq and is a predicted model, not a curated record. Lineage: Eukaryota; Fungi; Ascomycota; Leotiomycetes; Helotiales; Pleuroascaceae. The coding region runs from base 1 to 3564 and encodes 1187 amino acids. Gene Ontology annotation, cellular component: peroxisomal membrane; endoplasmic reticulum membrane. Gene Ontology annotation, biological process: ergosterol biosynthetic process; coenzyme A metabolic process; isoprenoid biosynthetic process. The transcript is spliced from 2 exons. Gene Ontology annotation, molecular function: hydroxymethylglutaryl-CoA reductase (NADPH) activity; protein binding.
AUGCUUGGUUCAUCCUUCCUCCGUUCGAGGCUUCCGGGCGCCUCCACUGAAAAUUCCGCUGGCCCAGUCUGGCUGAAUAAACGAGUGACGCCCCUUGUGCAAAAGCUCUCCUACAGAGCAUGCCUCCAUCCUAUACAUACGAUCGUCAUUGUCGCAAUUUUUGCUAGUACGACUUAUAUCGGUCUCCUCGAGAGCAGCCUAUUCAAUGUUGUUACAUCAAGCACCGUGGAAGGGAAGGCGGAUUGGCCUUCAUUACUGGAAGGCAGCCGUCAAUUGAGAGUCAGCAGUGAGACGGAUUGGAAAUGGCAGCAGGCAGAUGCGGACACCUCGAUUUCUCCGGAUGCUGAUCAUCUGGCCCUGAUGACUUUGGUCUUCCAAAACUCGUUGACCGCCAAUUCCCCGCAAACCUCGGUACCAAUCCCUCAAAAUUUAUCGGUUACGCCCCUACCAGCAACUUCAUCUCAGGGUACUACUCUUGUAUAUUCAGUGCCAUACAGCAAUGCUCCAGAGUUCCUUGUCCGAGCUCAGGAAUUCCCCAGUGCCCUUUCCGCACUGGAGACUGAGAAAGCCCACGAUGGACUUGAGGCAGACUCGACAAAGGAGCAGAAAAAGUGGAUUAUGAAGGCUGCAAAGGUCGCUGGGUCGCACGCUGGUUUACGCAACUGGGCUUCGACCGCAUGGACUGAAUUCGUCCACCUGAUCAAGAAUGCCGAGACCCUGGACAUUAUCAUUAUGGUGCUGGGAUAUAUUUCUAUGCACUUGACGUUCGUGUCGCUGUUCAUCUCGAUGCGUCGCAUGGGUUCGCACUUCUGGCUGUUUGCAACGACCCUUUUCUCGUCGGUUUUCGCUUUCCUUUUUGGAUUGAUUGUGACCACGAAAUUGGGAGUACCAAUGAAUAUGAUUUUGCUGUCCGAAGGUCUGCCAUUCUUGGUCGUUACCAUUGGUUUCGAGAAGUCGAUUGUUUUGACCAAGGCAGUACUAUCUGCUUCGCUUGAAUCACGCAGGCCUCAAGCCCAGGAAAAGAAAUACGGCAUAUCACCAAACUCCAUUGGAUACGCGGUGCAGGUUGCGAUCAAGGAGAAGGGUUAUGAGAUUCUUAGGGACUACGCGAUCGAGAUCUGUAUUCUGGUUGCUGGUGCUGCAUCUGGUGUUCAGGGCGGACUUCAACAGUUCUGUUUCCUGGCGGCCUGGAUUCUGGCCUUCGACUGUCUUCUCCUUUUCACCUUCUAUACGGCAGUCUUGAACAUUAAGCUCGAAAUCAACCGUAUCAAACGCCAUGUUGCCCUUCGCCAGGCUUUAGAGGAUGACGGCGUCAACCGUCGCGUGGCUGAAACCGUUGCUCAGAGCGACGAAUGGCCAAAGGCGGAUGAUGCGGCCGGAAGCACCGAGACAAAUAUCUUCGGACGAAAGGUUCGAGACAGCAGCAUCCCCAAAUUCAAGGUUCUGAUGGUUGGAGGUUUUGUCAUCAUUAACAUUCUCAACCUUUGCACCAUUCCCUUCCGGAGCGGCAAAAUCAACCGGGCUUCUUCAAUUAUUCCCGACUUUGCUGGAAAUAGCGUCGUUAAUAGUGUAUCCUCCCUCCCAAUGGAUCCCUUUGAAAUCGCACCCAGCGCUUUGGACGCCAUACUCUUGUCUGCCAAGUCUCAGGAAAAGGCGGUAGUGGUCACCGUCCUUUCACCUAUUAAGUACGAACUUCAAUACCCCUCUGUUCACUACGCUAUUCCAUCAAGGGACCGGAACUCUGUGACUGAUGAUGAUGAGCUUGGUGACUAUGGAAUGGGCGGUCGCGUCGUGGAGGGUGUCCUGAAGAGCUUGGAGGAUCCUGUUCUAUCGAAGUGGAUAGUCGCCGCGUUGGCAUUGAGUGUGAUCUUGAACGGAUAUCUCUUCAAUGCAGCAAGAUGGAGCAUUAAAGAUCCGCUACAAAUGCCUCCACACCACGCUGUUGACGCCAAAGAACUUGAGCAAGCAGAGAAAUUCAACAACUCGACCUCCGUGCCUUCACUAAAGCUCCCUGCUAUCGACCCAGAGGCAAAUGACCGGCUUGCACCUCCGACCCCAGCUACAACAGAUGAUGAGGACGAGGGUCUCGAAAUGCGCCAGGCUGAGCCAGAAGGUCAACCUCCCCUCCGCCGAACACUUGUCCAAAUGGAGCGCUUGCUUCAGGAAAAGCGUGCGCCUGAGCUCACUGAUAGCGAGAUUGUCGAAUUAUCCAUGCAAGGCAAAAUUCCUGGCUAUUCUCUUGAACGGACUUUGAAGAACACUACCCGUGCUGUCAAAAUCAGACGUGCCAUCAUCUCAAGGACUCCUGCUACUACUGAGACGACAAGUCUGUUGGAGAAAUCCAAACUGCCAUACAAUCACUACGACUACGACCGUGUCCUGGGAGCUUGCUGCGAAAACGUUAUUGGUUACAUGCCGCUUCCACUUGGUGUUGCUGGCCCUAUUGUUAUUGAUGGACAAAGCUUCUUCUUGCCUAUGGCUACGACAGAGGGUGUCCUCGUUGCUAGUACAAGCCGUGGCUGCAAGGCAAUCAAUUCUGGCGGCGGUGCAGUCACAAUCGUAACUGGCGAUGGCAUGACCCGUGGUCCUUGUGUUACCUUCGAAACCCUCGAACGGGCUGGCGCAGCCAAGGUGUGGCUGGAUUCAGAAAUCGGACAAGGAACAAUGGCCGAAGCUUUCAACUCUACUAGCAGGUUUGCCAGGCUACAGCACAUCAAGACAGCACUGGCAGGAACAAAUCUCUAUCCUCGCUUCAAGACUACCACUGGUGAUGCUAUGGGAAUGAACAUGAUCUCCAAGGGCGUCGAGCAUGCCUUAAGCGUCAUGCGCGACAAUGGCUUUGAUGAUAUGCAGAUUAUUUCGGUCUCUGGCAACUUCUGUACAGACAAGAAAGCGGCUGCAGUCAACUGGAUUGAUGGCCGUGGAAAGAGUGUCGUGGCAGAGGCCAUUAUUCCUGGCGAAGUCGUGCGGAAGGUCCUCAAGACUAGUGUAGAAGCCAUGGUCGAACUGAAUAUCGCUAAGAAUCUCGUUGGCAGUGCUAUGGCCGGAAGCAUUGGAGGUUUCAAUGCCCACGCCGCAAACAUUGUCACCGCUAUCUUUUUGGCUACUGGUCAAGAUCCCGCCCAGAACGUCGAAAGCAGCAGUUGUAUCACACUCAUGAAAAAUUUGCGCGGAAAUCUUCAAAUCAGUGUUUCGAUGCCUUCUAUUGAAGUCGGUACCCUCGGAGGAGGUACCAUUCUGGAGCCGCAAGCCGCUAUGCUGGAUCUAUUAGGUGUCCGAGGCUCCCACCCCACAAACCCAGGUGACAAUGCUCGAAAACUUGCACGCAUUGUUGCUGCUGGUGUGCUUGCCGGUGAGCUUUCAUUGUGCAGCGCCUUGGCAGCUGGACAUCUUGUGCAGAGCCAUAUGGCACACAACAGAAGUGCUCCGGCGACUCGCAGUAACACCCCAGCGCCGAGCGGUGCCCAAACACCAGUGACUGCGGCGAUGACCACCAUGCAGGAGAGGGCUGGGCUGGCUAUGUCACCGGCAGCAGUUGCUCGCGCCCCCGGAGGAAAGAAGUAG